Messenger RNA from Phyllopteryx taeniolatus (common seadragon), 2049 nucleotides. It is a transcript of the gene fpgs, whose product is annotated as folylpolyglutamate synthase. The coding region runs from base 33 to 1748 and encodes 571 amino acids. Gene Ontology annotation, cellular component: mitochondrion; cytosol; cytoplasm. Gene Ontology annotation, biological process: tetrahydrofolylpolyglutamate biosynthetic process. Gene Ontology annotation, molecular function: ATP binding; tetrahydrofolylpolyglutamate synthase activity. Lineage: Eukaryota; Metazoa; Chordata; Actinopteri; Syngnathiformes; Syngnathidae. The transcript has 15 exons. The record is from RefSeq and is a predicted model, not a curated record.
GAGAGGUCCCGGUGGCAGCUCAGCGCCCAAUAAUGGUUUGCAUGUCUGGUGUGUGGCAGCUGCGCGUGUUAGCGGCGGCGCUCCGAAGGCGAGUCUGGUCGUUCAGGUUGCCGGGCUUUCCAGUCCAACACUACAGCGCGAAGACUGCUCCUCAUAUUCCGGGGAUGGAGUACCAGGAUGCCAUUUGCACUCUCAACACGUUACAGACAAACGCCAAUGCCCUGGAGCAAGUACGGCGAGAGCGGAGCAAACCCGAACUGCAACUUCAGGCCAUGAGAGGCUUCCUGGAACGCGCCGGUGUCACUGUGAAAGAGCUAGAUCACCUAAACAUCAUUCACGUGACGGGAACAAAGGGCAAAGGGUCAACGUGUGCCUUCACUGAGCAGAUUUUGAGAGGUUAUGGCUUCCGGACAGGAUUCUACAGUUCGCCACAUUUGGUCCAAGUAAGGGAGAGGAUUCGAAUCAACGGACAGCCUAUUGCAAAGGACCCCUUUACGAAAUACUUCUGGCAGGUUUAUGGACUGCUCGAUGAAACAAAGGACGCCCACAAUGGGACGAUGCCCGCAUACUUCCGCUUCCUCACCAUCUUGGCCUUCCAUGUGUUCCUUCAGGAAAAGGUGGAUUUGGCUGUGAUUGAAGUUGGGAUUGGUGGAGCAUAUGACUGCACCAACAUUAUAAGAAGACCGUGGGUAUGUGGCAUCUCUUCUCUGGGGAUCGACCACACGCAGAUACUCGGAGACACCAUAGAGAAGAUUGCCUGGCAAAAAGGUGGCAUCUUUAAGCCAGGAGUCCCCGCUUUCACAGUCAAACAGCCAGAGGGAGCAAUGGCCGUGCUGAGGGACAGGGCCAAGGAGAUCAGCUGUCCUCUGUGGGUGUGUCCGGACUUUGAGGACUACCAGGCAAACUGCGGCCCUUUAAACCUGGGCUUGGCGGGGCAGCACCAGCGCUCCAAUGCCUCUCUGGCCCUGCAGCUGAGUCGCACAUGGUUGCAAAGGAGAUGUCUACCAGAGGAAAAGUUUUUGUCUACCACUGUUGAGAGCUCAAGUUCACCUGAAGCAAUGUCCUUCACGCCCUCCCCCAUCAUGAAAAAAGGACUGGCAGACACAAAGUGGCCCGGAAGGAAUCAAAUGAUUCAACACGGAGCAGUUACGUACUUCUUGGAUGGCGCUCACACCGUGCGUAGUAUGCAGGCCUGUGUCAAUUGGUUCAGCGAGAUUGCGGCCCAGCACGAAAGGAACGCAAGUGGGCCUGUUGCGAGAAUAUUGCUCUUUAAUGCUACAGGAGAGCGAGACUGCGCUGCCAUGCUUAAACAGCUCGUGCCUUGCAAUUUCGAUUUUGCUGUGUUUUGCCCGAACAUCACUGAGACCAUCGCUUCCUGUAAUGCAGACCAACAGAACUUCAACGUGUCAGUGGAGCACAUGCUGACGCGCUGCUUGGAUAACGAGAGAAGCUGGCGUCUGCACGGCGACGGCGCCCCGCGCCUCAUCGAGGCCGGCUCGUCUUUGGUCCCCGAGGAGAAAGCGGACACGCUGGUGUUUCCCUGCAUCCUCGGCGCCCUCCAAUGGAUCGCGCAGGGCAGGGAUCCGGCGCUAGCCGACCCCUCCGAGAAAGCGAUGCAGUUGAAACCCGGCGCGGUCGCUAAAGCCGGGCCGCUCCGCGAUGCGGCCGAGAUCCACGUCCUUAUCACUGGCAGCCUCCACCUGGUGGGAGGGGCGCUCAAACAUCUUGCUCCUGAACCCCCCAAAUAAAUGGGCCAGAAAUUUGAAUUGUGACACGGGAAUAUUUAUACAUGUAUAUUUAAGGGGACCACAAUAAUAAUAAUAAAUGAAUGAGAGCGUGCGGGUAAUUGAAGCAAGGCGGUUUCCUCUCACCAAACCUUAAAGCGCAACAGUGCCAAGCGAAUGUCUUAAAUUCCACUUGAAGUCAAACGUGUUUACAAAAUGGCUCCAUUCAGCGCAAUGCAAUUGUGACACUGUUUGCGCUUCACAGGUUCCCAACUGUAGUUAUUUAUAUUUUCAAUCAAAUAAAAUACUUUGGAAUACUUUUUAA